Molecule: messenger RNA, 4007 nt
Organism: Coregonus sp. 'balchen'
Lineage: Eukaryota; Metazoa; Chordata; Actinopteri; Salmoniformes; Salmonidae
Source: the annotation of a GenBank genome assembly
GUACAGGUAGGUAACUACUACAGAACAGGAGGUGAGUUCACAGUUGUUGGGAGUAAACAGAAACUUCGCGCUUCCUGGAAUAUUUUACUUUUAUCGAUUUGACGAAUUAUAAUAUUUUGUCAUGCGGUGUUGUUGACUAUUGAUGAUAAGUGUUCUGAGUGUUUUUAUAAGGAAAUAUCAUAUCAAACACAGCUGUUAUCGGCGAACGUUCAAGGUAGGUGGUUUCAUUUCAGUUUCACCUGUCAACAAUCACUGUCAUUUAUACCUGCUCAGUAACAUUCAUUUCGUGGAGUAGCCUGUUUUUUUCCUGGAUUUGACACACUCUUCCCGGAUUUUACACACGUUUUAAAGUUAAAGGUGCGCUUUGCAGGAAUCGCUCUGCCAUUUGCUGGUUGCUAAAAUUCUAAUAGUUCGCCAAGUAUAAUGUGGAGAAUCAUUGUACCAUCGAAACCGCUGUGAAAUAUCAUUUCCAUAACCACAAAUAUUGUAUUUUCAGCUGUUUGAAGCUGGUGUACAAAACCGCAAGCAAAAGAGGCAAAAACCGACAUUUAAGAAUGGGAAGCAAAUAAAUAAAGCACAUAAUAUAGAUCUAGAGCUUCUUAGACUUGCUUUCAAUGAGAAUUACAGAUCUAUAAUUCAUACUUCUAUGUGCAUUUGGUCGGGUCGCCCAAGGAGUGACAUUUCAGUUUGAACAAUUUAAGGUGUAAAAUUAAACCGCACAUUUUAAGAAAAAAAUUACUAAGCUAUCAACAGAUAAACUGUAUAGGCUUCUGAACAGCUUUUUGAUAAAAAACUGGGUGUGUUUUGUUGUCACUCACUUGUGAAAUGCACGUUAUAAUCUGUAUAACCUAUGCUCAACUCAUUAUCCGCAGGUGAAUGGCGAUGCUUUUGCAUUUAUUCAUACUGUAUCAACUGCUUCCCUGUGGAAACUUUGCUUGUAUGAGAAAGUUAUUACACACCACAGGGACGGAGGACCAGUCAAAAGAAGGUGAGACAUGAGUUUACAAACAUGUCUAAAAAUAUAAUUUUGUUAUAUUCCUAAAUUAUAGUAUUAAAGUAUUGUUUGCAUAAUUUUGUUCCACUCAUGUGAUUGGGUCCCCUAGUUUUCCUGGAAGAGGAGCAGGCAAAUGCAUUCUUAGGACGCCAUCUAUUGGCCAACCGAUUUGACUUUGAGCUCUUCACUCCUGGGAAUUUGGAGAGGGAGUGCUUUGAAGAAGUCUGCAACUAUGAGGAAGCACGAGAGGUCUUUGAAAAUGUCCCUCAGACAGUAAGUGAUGCUGAGAUAAAGUGUUCAGCCAGAGUUUGUGUGGUAGGCCUAGUCACAUGACCACACAACAACCUGAUGUUGUCUUUGUUACUUUGCAGGAUGACUUCUGGAAAAAGUACAAAGAGGGUAAGAGAAGUAUAACUACAUGUAUGUCACAGGUCAACUAUUUGCCAUUGUACAACUACUAAUCGCACAGGCUUUUCCUACUGCACUGAUGGGUACAGAGAGGUGAAAGACUCCCUCAAGCAGGAGGACAAAAUGCUAAACCUAAUGCAGUCUAUAGCCCAGGGGUGCAACUGAAGCCCUCAAGUUCUGCAGUCCAGUUUAUUUUCUCCUUGACAGGUUUAUUAGUCCAUAAAUGUUACAGGAUGGCUGGAGAGUCCACAAACCUGGUUACUCUGGUAGAAAUUAGUCUAGUUAAAAAAGGAGAAAAAGCACCAUACACUGUGACUCUCUCAAGGAGAGUUGGCAGCAUAUUUAGGAAUCUUGCAGUGUGUCAUAUGUGCAAAAAUACUUACAUUGGUUAUUUUUGUGUGAUCCCACAGAUUACGACUCGCGGCCAUCGCGGCUGGAUGUGACUGCCCUGCUUGUGGGUCUGAUCGUGGCAGGGGUGGCCAUCGUCAUCGUCGGCCUGUUGGUCUGGUACUUCUGCAAGGGGAGUUGUAAGGAUAACCUCUCACGUGCAGGGUGAGUUAGAUGUGGGCCAUUUUGUUGACUGAAUGACAGUGGUCACUGGAUCAAUAGUUUGAAUUAAAUCAAAUCACAUUUUAUUUGUCACAUGCGCCAAAUACAACAGGUGUAGACCUUACUGUGAAAUGCUUACUUACAAGCCCUUAACCAACAAUGCAGUUUUAAGAAAAAUAAGAGUUGAGAAAAUAUUUACUAAAUAAAUUAAAGUAAAAAAAUAAAAGAGUAACAAUAAAAUAACGAGGCUAUUUACCGGUACCGAUACCGAGUCAAUGUGCGGGGGUAUAGGUUAGUCAAGGUAAUUUAGGUAAUAUGUACAUAUAGGUAGAGGUAAAGUGACUAUGCAUAGAUAAAAACAGCGAGUAGCAGCAGCGUAAAAAGGGGAGGGGUCAAUGCAAAUAGUCCAGGGUAGCCAUUUAAUUAGCUGUUCAACAGUCUUAUGACUUUGGGGUAGAAGCGGUUAAGAAGCCUUUUGGACCUAGACUUGGCGCUCCGGUACCGCUUGCCGUGUGGUAGCAGAGAGAACAGUCUAUGACUAGGGUGGCUGGAGUCUUUGACAAUUUUUAGGGCCUUCCUAAAAAAUAGUAGAUUGCAUAGUCUGUAGUUUGUGUGGGUAUUUGUGCAGGUGCUGUCUGUGUGCGGGGGGGGGGGGGGGGGGGGGUUGGUUGGUUAUGUGUGUAAGCAGGUGCUGACGUGUGUGUGUGUGUGUGUGUGUGUGUGUGUGCACACAUUCUUCAAAGGGAUACUGCAUCAUUCCUGACUGUGUCUCUUCCAGCUCUGUCAGGGUGCGUCCAAGGCGCAGUAACGCCUCGCUGAUCAUGCGGAGACUGGAUGAGGUCUCUCUGCAGCCCGUGCUCCUGCCCCCACCCCCCCUGGAGGAGAUCGACCCCCCUGGCCUGCCCUCCUACGAGGACGCUAUCGGCAAAACCGGAACGCACGACGCCCCCCCUCCUCCUUACCCUGGGUAUACACACAUACUCAUGCAUACACACACACAAGAUUGUGCCAGCUGCUGGGGUUGCUGCGGAGAAGGAGGAGGUCAAAGGGGGGUGAGUGUAGCCGAUGUAAAAUGGCUACCUAGUUAGCUGUGCGCGCUACUAGCGUUGAAUCGCUCUGCGACCUUGAACUGGUUGUUUCCUUUGCUCUGCAAGGGCCACUGCUUUUGUUGAGUGACAGGUAAUGAUGCUUUGUGGGUAACAGUUGUCGAUGGGUUCAGUGUCCUCCCUGGUUCGAGCCCAGGUUGGGGGAAGGAGAUUGACGCAACCAACACUGUCACACAUACCCAAAAACUUGCUCCACCUAUUUGAAUUUAAUUAUAACUACAAAAAUGUUCAUACAUUAAAAUCUUUUUCAAAGCAAUUUUUUAAAGAUUUUAUUUUGGUUUAUAGACAAUAGAGUUAUUUCUAACCGUACCUUGCCUUGUUAGGUGAACAACAUGUUUACAUUCUUGUUUCUUUCCCACAGGUCUCAACCUGGAAGUAUUCGACGAUAGCACCUUUGACCUCGCUGGAUGAAUGUCUCCAUAUUGAGCAUCAUCAAAUGCUACGAAAGAGGUUUAGAUCUAUCUACUUUACAUGGUUGUACUCAACCAUGCAUGUUCAAGAUGUGAUUUUAUUGGAUUGUAAUACCUUCUGAUAAUUGUAGAUCUGUGUGACUGAUUACCUCUUCCAUUACCUGCAAUGUUUAGCGUAUUUAUCUAUUUGUACAAAUGUUUAGCUAUUUUUCUGCAUGUGCCAAAAUGGAUUUCAUUACUUUAUUCCUCACUUACGUCAACUUUUGAGUUGGACCCGCUCUAACCCAUAACCAGUGAGGUAAUACUUGACAUGAUAUAUCUUAGUUUAACUGUAACCUGGCAACUGCUCUGCUGUUAUGAACGGAAAAUGAAGCAUGAGAAACCGUAUUGAGUCUACACACAAUACUACUGUCGCCUUACACAAUAUGAGCAUAGCGUUAGGAUGGACGGAGAGAAUUGAUGCUUCCACAUUCUUCUAAAAGUAUUGAGACAGUGACACAAUUUUUUGUGAGAAAGUUACAGAUGCACAAAUAUCUAACC